Apis florea (little honeybee) is the source of this 2634-nucleotide messenger RNA. Its product is annotated as rho GTPase-activating protein 44. Gene Ontology annotation, biological process: positive regulation of GTPase activity; signal transduction; regulation of actin cytoskeleton organization. Gene Ontology annotation, cellular component: cytoplasm; intracellular anatomical structure. Gene Ontology annotation, molecular function: GTPase activator activity; protein binding. NCBI's taxonomy places the organism in Eukaryota, Metazoa, Arthropoda, Insecta, Hymenoptera, Apidae. The record is from RefSeq and is a predicted model, not a curated record.
UAUUGGGACAAACAAUGUUAGAAAAUGCUCCUGAAGAUGGUCUUAUGGGUUUUACUUUAUCAGAAUGUGGCCGUGCACAAAUACAUUUAGCAAAUGAAGCAAUUGAACAUGAAACAAAAGUUGAACAAUAUGUUGCAAUUCCUCUUCAACAUAUUUUAGAUACAGAUGUACCAAAUAUAUUAAAACAUAAAAGAAAUUUAGCUCGAUUAAUCUUGGACAUGGAUAGUGUGAGAACAAGAUAUCAACAAGCCAGUAAACAUAGUGCUAGUUCAGGUGCAACAAAAGUAGAUAAUUUAAGAGAAGAGUUAGAAGAAGCUGAAGCUAAAGUUGAACAGUGUAGAGAUCAACUAGCAGCAGAAAUGUUUCAACUUAUGUCACGAGAAACUGAAUUAGCACACACUAUUAUACAAUAUAUAAAACUUCAAAGAGCUUAUCAUGAAAGUGCACUACAUUGUCUUGAAGAUCUUAUUCCAGGAUUAGAAAGUUAUAUUAAUGAUAAUGAAAUGAAACCAGUUUAUGGUUACCCUCUGGAAGAACAUCUCAGAGUCACUAACAGAAAAAUUGCAUUACCCAUUCAAUUAUGUGUAUCUGCAUUAUUAAGAUUAGGUAUGGAAGAAGAAGGUCUUUUUAGAAUAGCUGGCGCUGCAUCAAAAUCACGACGAAUUAAAUUAAGUUUAGAUGCAUGUUGUCUUACAUUACUAACUGCUCUAGAAUAUAAAGAUCCACAUGUCAUUGCUGGUGCAUUGAAAUCUUAUCUUCGAGAAUUACCAGAACCUCUUCUAACAUACAAAUUAUAUCCUGAAUGGAUGGCAGCUGCAAAAAUAACACAGAAUGAAACAAGAUUAAGAGCGCUUUGGGAAGUGUUACAUAAAUUACCAUCAGCAAAUUUAGAAAAUUUACGGUUCCUAAUCAAAUUUUUAGCUGUACUGACUAAAAAUCAAGAUGUAAAUAAAAUGUCACCACAAAAUAUUGCAAUUGUGAUUGCACCUAAUUUAAUAUGGAGCCCACAAGAGGAUGUAAAUACAAUGGUAAUGAACAUGAGCACAGCUAAUAACUCUAGUCUUAUAGUUGAUCAGUUGAUUACAUAUGCAGAUUGGUUUUUUCCUGGUGAAAUAGAUUUUGAUCGUGAUUUAGAAGUUGGUAUUAUAAAUGGUUCAGAAAAUCAAAAUACGAAUAUGCGCCGUUGUAUCUCUAAUAGUAGUCUUAGCGAUCAUGGUGAAAGUCCUCCACAAGGUAGUCCUAAACCAGCAACUCGUAGGAAAAACAAACCAGCUCCAACUCCACCAAAUAAUACUACUCCAGAUAAACAUGAUAAAAAAUCUGAUGAUAAACCACCACCUACACCUGAUAAACCACCUAGACCUUUAACAUCAGCAACUCUUAAUCGUAAAAUUCAAAAACAUGAAACAAUAAAUACUGAAUCAAUUAGUAAACAUGACAAUAAUAUAGAAAAACAAGAUGGAAGUUCAGAAAUAGAAAAUAAACAAUGUAAUGAAACGAAUGCACUAGAUUCUUCAUCUUUUAACUAUUCAGAAUGCAUUAAUGAAGUACAAGAAGAUUUACAUAAUGCAAAUAUUGAAACUGAAAAAAUUAAUCAAGAAACUCAAAGAUAUGAAAAAAAAAUAAAUGUUCCUAUUGCUUUUGAGAGAAAUACUAUAGAAAAUUAUAUAUUGUGCAAUAAAUCUGUUAUGGAACUUGAAAAUUCAGAAAAUUCUACACAUAAAUUAAAAAUAAUACCAAUUGAAAGAUCACUUCCUUCCACAAUAGAAAGACGUAGACCAAUAGCUGCACCAAGAAGUAUAACUAAUAUAGUACAUAAUACAGAAGAAAUAGUUGAAUUACGUAAGAAGUCGGAUAAUAAUCCUAUUUGUACAAGUACUCUUGACAGAAGUAGUAAACCAGCAAUACCAGAACGUCCAGCUGGAUUAAUUAGACCUUCAAGCCUCAUUAAACAACAGCCACGUCACAGUAAUGAAAACUUAGAUUCUGAAACAGGGCCUUUAACUUUGGAAAGAGCUCAUGUAUAUUCAGUGGACAAACAACAGGUCAGUAUAAUACAAGUGCGUGGAAAUGGCAAUGUGUUCUGCACCUCGGGCAACAACAAUGGCAACGCGGCUUCGAACUUACAGAGAAGCCCCAGUGUAGGUAGUCGACCUUCAUCUAUGUCCUUGUAUGGUGAACGACCGGAAAAGCCAGCCAAAUUAAAUGCUCCAGAGCAAACAAAAGCUCAUGUGCGAACAAGAUCAGAAGGAAAUAUUAUCGAUGUGCAAACUCAGACUGAGACGGUAGUAGUUGUUAAAACUUCACCUCCACAACCUGUUCCGGCUUCUCCAAGAUUUCAUCAAAGGCCUCCACGGCCACAACCACCGCCUCCACCUCCACCCAUCGCACGAAUUAAAUCAGAACAUGAAAGUACUAAUCUUUAGGAUUAGCUGUAAAAAAGUGAUUAUUAAGAGAACUUUAUAAAAAUUAAUAUUUUUAAAAAAUGAAUAUUAUAUAUUUCUUAUAAAAUAAUAUGAAAUUAUGAAAAAUUUCUGACAAAAUAACACAAUAUCUCAUAUUUUAGUAUUAUGAUUUUGAGAAUUGAAAUUGAAGCACACUUAAAUAAAAUUUCAUUUUAACUUUCUAAAAUUA